Molecule: messenger RNA, 2324 nt
Organism: Megalobrama amblycephala (Wuchang bream)
Lineage: Eukaryota; Metazoa; Chordata; Actinopteri; Cypriniformes; Xenocyprididae
Gene: ccni
Product: cyclin I
Exons: 7
Coding region: 290-1387 (365 amino acids)
Biological process (GO): regulation of cyclin-dependent protein serine/threonine kinase activity; mitotic cell cycle phase transition
Cellular component (GO): nucleus; cytoplasm; cyclin-dependent protein kinase holoenzyme complex
Molecular function (GO): cyclin-dependent protein serine/threonine kinase regulator activity
Source: RefSeq, a predicted model, not a curated record
AGGUUCUCCUUCCCUUCUCAGUCUCCUCCUCGGAAGUAGACGUUCGUGUCUAUAUUCCGUUCAUUUUAUUUUUAAUAUCAGUUUAGAAAGAUCCCUUUUAGAUUUUUAAAACCCCCACCAAAUUUCACAGCAAGCAUGGAGGCGAAGCUGGACGCUUAAAAAGAUGACGGAUUCCGAUUUGCUCCUUUAUUUUACCUCAGUUUAAUGGACCGGAUGAUCUGCGUUUCCCACAGCCUUGCAGGGGAGGUAGCUGUAUCCAGUGGGGAGGUAGGCUUUUCCAGGGUGUGUGAUGAAGUUCACCCAGCCCUUGGAAAGCCGGAAGCUGUCAUCUCUUCUAGAGAAGGCAGUUUCUAGGGAAGCCAAACUAUGGAAGGUUUACGUGCCAAAGAAACCUACCAACCAGGAUACAGAUAUUUCCCCUGAAAAGCGUGAUGAGGCCGUCCGGUGGUUGAGGGAUGUGCAUUCCCAGCUGAAGCUCUAUCCAGAGACCCUCUGCCUGGCCAUCGGCAUCCUGGAUCGCUUCCUCUCUGCCAUUAAGGCCCGUCCUAAGUAUCUGCGCUGUAUCGCCAUCUCUUGUUUCUUCCUGGCUGUUAAGACCAGUGAGGAAGAUGAGCGGAUCCCGUCUCUGAGAGAGCUGGCAUCCAGCAGCAAAUGUGGCUGUUCUCCGUCGGAGAUCUUGCGGAUGGAGAGGAUUGUUCUGGAUAAGCUGAACUGGGACCUGCACUUCACCACCGCACUGGACUUCCUUUACAUCUUCCAUGCGAUGGUUCUGAGCUGCAAGUCCGGGCGACUGAACGUGGCGUUGUCGGGUCUGAACCCGUCACAGCAUGUGGCUCUGCUCACCCAGCAGCUCUUCCACUGUCUGACCCACAAUGCACUGCUGCAAGUGCGCGGCUCAUUGCUGUCCCUCGGCCUCAUCACGCUUGAGCUGGAGAAACUCUGUCCUGAUUGGCUCGCUCUCACUGUCGACCUGCUGCACAAAUUGCAGAUCGACAGUUCUCAGCUGAUCGGCUGUCGAGAGCUGGUUGCACGUUGCCUGUCCACACACAUGGCUUCCCUGCCUCCUAACACUGUGUACAUCUGCCAUCCCCUGCUGAACACCUCGGGGCCUCGGGACAGGGGAGUCCUGCCCGCCUGGCAAGUCUCCCCUGCUCCGACAGCACCCUCUGACCCCAACACCACCCACAACCGCUCGAGCAAGUCCUCGGCCAAGCGGAAGGUGGAGCACAUGGAGGUGGACGAGUAUUUCGAUGGGAUCAAGCGCCUGUACAACGAGGAGAGUCCCCAGGAGGGGGCGCUCUCGUGCACGGGCGAAACGGUGGGAGGAGUGCAGCAGAAUGCUGGCUCCUCCCCCUGCCCACCUCUCCAACCGGUCAGAGAAACCUAGAGGAAGAAAAACGCCUAAACAAUCACACAACCACAGCAACCGUGUCCAUCAGUUCACCUCAGAGCAAGAGAGAGGCCAAAAAUACUAACAAAAAAACAUUCUGUGCAUGAUGCCAUUUCAUAACCGUUCACUGAGCGUAAACAUAAAAAGGCUUUGAAAAAGCAGAAAAAAAAUCUAUAUAUAAAGGAAAAACGUUUGCAAAAAAAGUAGGAAUGUUCUUCCCUCCAUCUGUGGAAACUGGUAUUGUUCCUGUUCGUCUCUUUUUAUAUGUAUUUUCUGUAUUUCAUCUAUAACUUUCACUGUUCUUUUCUGCCUUUUUAUUUGUCAAACACAGCCCUCAACAUUUCUGAGUGCUCUUAAGUGUGUGUGUGUGUGUGUGUAUAUAUAUAUAUAUAUAUAUAUAUAUAUAUAUAUAUAUAUAUAUAUAUAUAUAUAUAUAUAUAUAUAUAUAUAUAUAUAUAUAUAUAAUCUGAAGGCUGAAAGAGUGGCAUUUCUGAAGAUGUAUAUUAGUUUUGUACAAAUGUACACUCUCAUUCACAGCUGGGUCUAGUUGCUCGUUGUGAUGUGUGUGUGAUCAUAGAUUGUGUGUGUGAGCAUCUGAAGGGUGAUAAUGUCCCUAUCACUUCUUAAACUGAGCAUUAACGAUGAACUGGUGUUAACCGUGACAUUAGCUCACACAUGCCGUGACUUGGUUAGUUGAACUGUUUGUCGCUUGUUCUAAACCUAGUAAUGUAACUGUUAUAUUGAGUAGAAUAAAAUGCUUAAGAUUCUGAACUAACUUACAAAGCUUUAGGCCUUCACCAUUCCUUUGCUGAUCAUCAUAACCUUCAUGCGCUGUUCCUGCCGAAAGCUUUCUCUCCUGCUCUGAGGUGCUGAUGACGGUCCGGGCCGCUGCUGAGAAACCUCCCAACGCUCAAAUAAAUGAAAAUGUACUGAA